UUAGCCUUUUAGCGACGUUUUGGCAUUGGCAUAUCAUACUUAUUUUGUGUAUACAUUACAGAUCGAUUUGUUUUAAGUAUCUUGUCAAGUGAUUUCACAGUUGUCGUUCACGAAUCUCAUUACGAUUGACGAAAUAUACAAUAGGUAGAUACGCAGUAAAAUACCUAUCAUUUUAAAGGUGUACAGAGUGUGGACUUGUCAAUAGUGAUAACUAUAUAUGCAGAGCAGCAUAUUGGAUUAAAAUGGAGAAAUCAUCCAAUGAAAGGAUUCAUACGUGUAUACAUGAAAAUACAACAGCAAUUACUACGGGGUCAGUGGAGGAAUAUAGGGAUAUUAAAAUUGAAGAUACCAAUUUAAAUGAAGUAAAUUCAGAGCAGGGGAAUAUAGUAAAUGUAGCUGAACAUGUAGAUAGAUGCACUGAAAGUGUAUAUUCAAGUUCUGCAGAAAUGCAGUCAUUACCUAUAAGCAAUUCAACAUCAAAUGUGUGUGUAAACUACAUGAACUUAAGAACAACCGAGAUCUCAGCACAAAAUUCCUGUUAUAUUGAUAAUUCAAUAAAAUUAGUAAAGACUGUAUCAAACAAUUCAUCACAAGAAUGUUGUUCAACUAGUAAAUCCAAUAGUACAAUAUUUUUACAAAAAUGCAAACCAUUCAAGUGUGUAGAUUGCAUAUUUUCCACAAAGUCUGAAACUAAAUUUAUAAAUCAUAGUUAUGUUUGUGAGGGCAACUCACUGAGUAGUUCUAAUCUCGAUCAAUCUAAAUGUAUACAGAACCCAAGUUUAAUCAAAAAAUAUAAUUGUAAAUAUUGCAAAAAUAGAUUUAGUACAAGUCAAAAAUUAUAUAUUCAUUACAAACAGCAUGAACAAAAUUUAAAAUGUAUUAAGUGUAAUAAAAGGUUUUUACUAAAGAAAAGCUUUGAAAAACAUUUACUACAACAUGAUAUAAAUAUUAUUUAAUAUCAGAUGAAAUAUCUAAUAACACUUUAUUUUAAUGAAAGCAAUACACUACACAAUUAAUGAGCAAUGAAUCAAUAAAACACACAAUCCUCUCUAAAAAAUAAUAUUUAUGUUACUAUAAUAUUAUUCCAAUAAUUAUUAUAAAUCAAGACAAUCCCUAAUUCCACAUAAGACAGCAUCUUUAUUAGAAGCCAAAAUCAAAAACUAUUGAAUGCAAUCAGUGUUAUGUAGUAAUAAAAAAAUGUAAUUU
This is a messenger RNA of Rhopalosiphum maidis (corn leaf aphid), 1206 nucleotides long. Its product is annotated as zinc finger protein 586-like. NCBI's taxonomy places the organism in Eukaryota, Metazoa, Arthropoda, Insecta, Hemiptera, Aphididae. The transcript has 3 exons. The record is from RefSeq and is a predicted model, not a curated record. The coding region runs from base 243 to 956 and encodes 237 amino acids.